Molecule: messenger RNA, 702 nt
Organism: Aspergillus steynii IBT 23096
Lineage: Eukaryota; Fungi; Ascomycota; Eurotiomycetes; Eurotiales; Aspergillaceae
Exons: 4
Coding region: 1-702 (233 amino acids)
Source: RefSeq, a predicted model, not a curated record
AUGGAUUCCAAAAGUCGUUGCAAUGCCAAAACCAAGGAAGGGCAUCGCUGCCAACGACAAUUUCGAAAACCGGCGCUUUAUUUUUUCCAGCAUGAGCGUAUACUGGGUCAACAUGUUGUCACGACAGCGGUCAAUAUCUCCAGUGAGCUGGUGACGAUUGAAAACCCGGCAAGUGAUUCAGAAUCAACCACAAGCUCCGACGACUUCGAGCUCCGUCCAAAAACGCCGUGCUUUCACGAAACUGCGAGAAAUGAAAUCCUCGGGAAUCUAGAGCUUCAGAAUUCGGAAAACCCUAAUAUCAAGCAAUGUUUUAGCAGCGUCAACAAUGUCUACAAUCGGGAGCCGCGAAAAAUCUCAAAUUGCCAAGUGUAUAUUGAGAACCUUAUUACGCACUUGGCUCCUGUGCUAUCUGAUCAAGCUGAAAUGGUUGAAAGUCUGACGAAAGGUGCCACAUUUGUUGGAUUGAAAGAGUCCAAUGACAGCGGUAGAGCCUCUGAUGGAUAUUUCCCAAGCUUAAAGGACGCUUUGCGAAAUCUUUCCAAGCCCCAGGAUACCACCGUGGCAGCAGAAAGCCGCAAGAUUGCUCUUCAAGAGAUAGCUCAACGUCUUGCCAAAAUCGCUUCUCUUCUCAGAACAGCCUCAAAUAUCUGCCAGAGCACAAAGCGGAAAGACCAUUUUUCAAACGCGGGCCGUGGAUCAUAG